AUGCCUAAGAGCUUCGACGCGCAGAAAUUUGAUCAGAACAAAAGAUCCAUAGGUGUCCAGGGAGAAUUACCGAUUCAACGAGCGUUUCAGGAUUUGAACUCCGAGACGCUGCGGUACAGGCCACAGAUUGAGCUCGAUACAACUUUUCAAGGUCUGGCUUUACCAAGCGGGGGAGAUUCUCCUAAUAUCAAAAUGGACUUGCAGAAAGUCCCUGUUCAGAGACGUACUUCUCUUCCUGGUCAGAAUUCUCAAGGAGCUUCUGACAUGCAAGAUCAAGAGCAACAACAACAACAGCAACUACAACAACAACUGCAGCAACAACAACAGCUGCAACAACUGCAGCAACUGCAACAACUGCAACAACUGCAACAACUGCGACAACAACAACAACCGCAACAUCAAUUACCAGCACCAUCUUCUAAUUACUCUCAACAACAAAUGUCCCAGCAGGUGCAGCGACAAUCACUUUUUCCUUUGCAGCAGCCGCAGCAAUCUUCAGCAAAUAAUGGAUACUACUAUUCUCAAAUGGAAAACUCACCUAUGGGUGCCUCGACCCCUUCCUAUAGCACAAUUGCAGAAACAUUUGCAAAUUGGCCAGAUUAUGCUCGUCAAUCGCAGGGAUACCAAGAUAAUGCAGUGUCACAUGUAUCCAUGGGUACGAGCCAACAUGAUGGUUCUCCUUUUCAACCGAUAGCAGAGCCUCCUUACAACGAGCAUACAGCCAUUGAUAAUGUCAACAGAAAUCAUAUACACUCACAAGAUCAUCAACAAUCAACACGACAGCAACUGCAGCAACAACCAGAGCAACCACCAGAGCAACCACUUCCACCUCUUCAACCUCAGCAGAGGCUUGCUAUCCCUCAGUUGUCACAGACCCAGCCUAUUUCUAUGUCAAUUCAGUCCGAAAUUCCGGAAUCCGAGAUAAGAUGGCCACAGUCUAUAGAGGAUACUAUUACUACAGGUUCUUCUUCGCCUGCAAACAGCACCAGACACGACCUUAGACAAGAAUUAGGAGGAACGGGUGGAAAGAGAACUGAAAUGAAGAUUAAGGAAAAACCCUCUCAGAAAUCAAUUACCAACUCUAAGAAGUAUAAAAAGUUCAGGGAGAAGCUGUUACAAGAGGUGAAGGAGACGACUGAAAGAUACAUCUCGCUUGCAGAUUUGGGUAAGUACUAUAAAAUGAACACGAAGUCCACUUUGAAAGAGAAAGAGAACUUUAAGAGCAUCUUUUCAAUUAGGUGUCUGAUGGAAAUUGCAUACCCAACUGAUAAAAACGAGAGGGGUACCGAGGUAUUACGCUCUUCCCUCUAUUUGAUCUACCAUACUAUUAGCGAGUUCCUCAAAGUGGAGCCAAUUGGGCCCUCAUCCAUCGGCAAGUUGAUCCGAAUAACCUUCCCUAAGAUCCGCACCAAGAGGUUGGGAAUUCGUGGUCAGUCGAAGUAUCACUACGUUGGUAUCAAGUUGAAAGAGAAAUACCUUAGGUUAGUAGAGAGGUUGGAUGACGGAGAUUCUAACCUGAAAUUUAAUCAGUUACUUGUCAACAACUUGAAUAUGAGACAAAGGAUUACACACUUGAGUAACGUGAGCUUUGGUGAUGUCUUAAAAGCCCAGGCUGAGGUGGGUUCUAAUGGCAUGGGAGCCGAAGUGAGAUUAGAGGAAGAUUUAAUGAAGAUGGAUGAAGAGACGCAGGCCACUUAUGUUGCAUUUGUGAAAAGGUUGUUUGUGGAGAAAGAUAUUGCUGGAGCUGUGAGUUACUUGCUCGGGAAUUCCCAAAUCAUUCAUUACAGCAAUGAAUUACGUAUCUACAACAACCUUGUGGCAUGCUUCAGAGAUAUGGUUUAUAGACAACCACUCGAGAGGUUUGUGUCAUUAUUCAGGAAUGUGGCUGACAACUAUAUUAGUGAGUACAUGAAGCAGCUAAGACACGUUGAAUUGGAGAGCCUUGAUUACCGGAAACGGAUGAAUCUGGCGAAGUUGUUUGCAAGGUCCGUCUCUCGUCUCUCCGAGCUCAACAAGUUUACUGGAGAUCUAGAUGUGAUUUUAGCGAACUCUUGUGGUGAACUACUCCAAGACCUUGAGGAUUUCGAUAUAUUAGGAAAAGCACAGAAAAUCUUUGCUCAUAACCUUGACCUUUAUUCCGAGGAUGGAGAACUACUGCAGACCUGCCGUGUAAUGAUUUCGAAGCUGACACAACUGUUCAGAACACAGAAGUACACUCCCACAAUUAUUUCGCACCUUCCGGAUCCAGUGGAACUAAGAAUUCUAGUACCGGAACUGGCUCACCUUGCCAUGUAUAGUGAGAUAGGAAGUGUGCACAGACUGUCUGACUUUAACCGGGAUUGUAUGUUGGCGUUCAAAGACUAUUCAGUACGCAAAGUCAGAGCAACUAUGAUGAAGCUUUUCGAUGAGCUGUUGAGGCAUCUUAUUUCACACUGUGCAGACCCUGCCAGAAUACGCAACUGGCUUAUAAUCAAGAACUGGGUGAACGAUUGGUGGGAAUUCACCGAGUUCUGGAUCUUCACCCGCUAUCUUUUGUACGAGAACUUCUUGGACGCUGUUGAAGGGGAGGAAGAAACAUAG
Molecule: messenger RNA, 2580 nt
Organism: Brettanomyces nanus
Lineage: Eukaryota; Fungi; Ascomycota; Pichiomycetes; Pichiales; Pichiaceae
Exons: 1
Coding region: 1-2580 (859 amino acids)
Biological process (GO): regulation of transcription by RNA polymerase II
Molecular function (GO): RNA polymerase II cis-regulatory region sequence-specific DNA binding; DNA-binding transcription factor activity, RNA polymerase II-specific
Source: RefSeq, a predicted model, not a curated record